Messenger RNA from Gastrolobium bilobum, 1552 nucleotides. RefSeq lists its product as uncharacterized. The transcript is spliced from 5 exons. Gene Ontology annotation, biological process: glucose metabolic process; beta-D-galactose catabolic process via UDP-galactose, Leloir pathway. Gene Ontology annotation, molecular function: carbohydrate binding; aldose 1-epimerase activity. NCBI's taxonomy places the organism in Eukaryota, Viridiplantae, Streptophyta, Magnoliopsida, Fabales, Fabaceae. The coding region runs from base 177 to 1241 and encodes 354 amino acids. The record is from RefSeq and is a predicted model, not a curated record.
AAAGCUAUUAAUAUCCUUGAAUGAAGAUUUUAUCUUUGAUCAAAAUUCUAUGUUUGUCUCAUUUCCCCUCUCUAUAUAUUUCCAUGAUUUGGGUUCAUAUUUCCGGAAGAAAUAGAGAGAAAGAAAAAAAAAAAUAAAAAAAAAAAUCUGCUUACUGCUGAAUUUUACUUUCAACGAUGUCUAAGGUAUUCUUGUUGUUUUGUUUUCUCAUGGGGCUUCUGCUCCUUUCUCAGGCACAUGAAAAUGGUGAGAAGAUUGGAGUUUAUGAACUGAAGCGAGGAAAUUUCGAGCUGAGGUUGACAAACUAUGGUGCCACCAUUAUCUCUGUCGUAAUCCCUGACAAACACGGGAAUUUAGCUGAUGUUGUUCUUGGCUACGAUUCCAUUGAUUCGUACAAGAAUGAUACAAGUUACUUUGGUGCCCUUAUUGGACGUGUGGCAAAUAGGAUUGGAGGAGCUCAAUUCACUUUGGAUGGCAAAACCUACAAAUUGCCUGCUAAUGAUCACGGGAACACACUCCACGGUGGCACCAGAGGGUUUAGUGAUGUUGUAUGGACAGUAAAAUCUCACAAGAAAGAUAGUCAUAUAACAUUUACCUACAACAGUUUUGAUAAUGAAGAAGGCUUUCCUGGAAAGCUUGAUGUCUCUGUGACUUACAUGUUCAUUGGAACAAACAAAUUGGGUGUGAAAAUGAUUGCCAAGCCGGUAGACAAAGACACACCAGUGAAUCUAGCGCAGCAUACUUACUGGAACCUGAGGGGUCACAACAGUGGUGACAUUCUUUCUCACAUUGUUCAGAUCUUUGGCUCACAGAUUACACCAGUGGACAAGGAUCUCAUCCCCACUGGAAAAUUCGAGUCUGUAAAGGACACCCCAUAUGAUUUCCUUGAACCAAAAGAAGUUGGAAGCCAAAUUCAUGAGCUUCCUGGUCUCUAUGACAUGAACUAUGUGGUGGACAAAAGUGGCCAAGAGCACUUAAGUAAAGUGGCUGUGGUGAGAGAUCCUGUCUCUGGGAGGAAAAUGGAACUCUGGUCAAACCAACUUGGUGUGCAGUACUAUACUAGCGGCAUGUUGAAGGAUACCAAGGGCAAGGAUGGGGCCAUAUACCACAAGUAUGCUGGCAUUACCUUGGAGACACAGGGUUUCCCAGAUUCCUUGAAUUACCCAAAUUUCCCAUCCCAGAUUGUGCAUCCUGGGGAGAUAUACAAGCACUACAUGGUUUACAGAUUCACAGCUAACUAAAUGGAUUUCUGAAUUUAAUCAGAACUGCAGUGCAAUAUAACUUGAAGUUUGGCAAAUAAUGAUUUUCAAUCUUCUUCUCUCUUGCUUAGCUCUUGCUUUUUCCUUUUGAUGCAUUUCUGUUGCUAAGAUUAGUUUUCCAAAAAGACUUUUUAACUUUUCUUCCUCAGGGGAAUCUCAAUUAUUGAAAAAUAUGUGUUUUGUUCGUUUUUAGGUCCUAUGCAACCAUUCAUGGAUAGUCAAGCAUUUUAAAAAAAUUCUACCGAUAGUGUUUUUUACCACAUCCUAAGAAGAUAAUAAUACUUUAUUGGAAU